UAUAUAUAUAGACAGAUGGCCCAUGUGAGCUUAAGAGGAAAAGUGAAAAACUAAAGUGUGUGAAAAUGGAGAUGAAGGGGUUAUAUUUAUUGAAGGUUGUGGUGGUGAUGUCGAUGGUGGUGGGUGGUUGUAAGGGUGAUGUGAACGCCUUCAGAGACUGCUACGCCAAAUGCUUCAUUUUCUGUAUGAUUGAACCCGACAAAAGCCUCUGCACAUGCACUACACAAUGCCUCAAAGAAUGCAUCUUUCCAUCUCUUCCUCCUAAAACAACCACCAAUUCCAUGUCCACUAUUCAUCAUCCACAUGCACAAAACCUUGCUUACUGCAAGCUCGGCUGUGCUACUUCCCUAUGUUCUAACUUCAGCAAACCAAACAAUCCAGAUGGGAAGAAUGUGGAGAGCUGUGUGGGGUCAUGUUCAGACAAGUGCACUAUGAGUUACUCAUCUUCACCACCUUGAAAAACACUGUUUUGAACUAUAGUUGAUUCUUACUUUUUUUUUUUAAUGUAUUAUUUUGUUUUCAUUCCUUUAAAUGUAUGAAAAAGGAUUACCCGGAUCAUUGUAUAAGUCAUUAUUGUUGUAGUGUUUGUAUUUGAGGAAUCAACCUUGAGAUUUUAUUUGUAAUGAGAUUGAACGUCAAUGUUAGAU
Lactuca saligna is the source of this 647-nucleotide messenger RNA. The record is from the annotation of a GenBank genome assembly. NCBI's taxonomy places the organism in Eukaryota, Viridiplantae, Streptophyta, Magnoliopsida, Asterales, Asteraceae.